Messenger RNA from Glarea lozoyensis ATCC 20868, 2991 nucleotides. RefSeq lists its product as uncharacterized. Gene Ontology annotation, cellular component: endoplasmic reticulum membrane. Gene Ontology annotation, biological process: maintenance of protein localization in endoplasmic reticulum. The transcript is spliced from 3 exons. The coding region runs from base 1 to 2991 and encodes 996 amino acids. The record is from RefSeq and is a predicted model, not a curated record. Lineage: Eukaryota; Fungi; Ascomycota; Leotiomycetes; Helotiales; Helotiaceae.
AUGGGCAUCUAUGCGGAGGAGGCAGCGCGGAAACUAGAAGCAAUCGUCGCCAGCACCCACGAGAGAAACAGGAGCAGUGAGAUACUCCAAGAUUCAGAAGCAGAACUGUCCAAUCAUGCCCCAAGCAUCAACCCUAGCUUCGAUGUGCAUCCUAAAUACCAACUGAGCGCCCCUGAACCAGCUCAACUGAUUUCUCCUUCACCGUCGCCACGCAGUUCAUCUGCUUGCCUGACGUUCCCAGAGUCACGAGAGCAAGUCGAUAAGCUGGCUCCGAGCGUGGAUCAGCGCAGCAUUUCUGCCUCUGCUAAGGAAUUGGAUAAAGUCGAGACAAAAACCGACAAUGUUGAAACCUCCACAAGGUCGGGAGCGUCUUCGAAGCUACACUCCUCUAGCAAUCUGCAGGAACCUGCCAGGGAAAAACCGCCUACCGCCCGAAAACCGUCCCUUUCGAUCGCUAAAGCAAAUGGAGAGGUGUUGAAGCUGUCUGCUGCUGAUAUGGAGGCAUUAACAUCUGCCCCAGAGAGUCUCCCAGUGACCUCUCCUUCCAGACCUCUUCAUCCGACCCAACCAACUCUCGCUGCGUCUCCAGUCUUCGAGGGAGAAGACACAUUGACAGAGAUUAACAGACUGGACGUGGGGGUUCAAAAGAGAAAAGACCUCGCUCAUCAGAGCUCUUCUGAACCUUCAAAAAAAGGCAUUGUUCCAGAAUCAGAUAGGAAAUCUACCUCGGAAAGUGCCUCAACUCCGACGACGAAUGGAAUUAGUAGGCGGCCAGGAUUCUCAUCGCGUUCUGUUUCUGCUCUACCAGCGGCCAGUAACCGCAUGUCUUCGUACCAGAAAAGCACACCUCGUCCAACAUCACCCAGACGGAAGCCUGCCUCUCAUGGACCUCGUCCUGAACCACUAGAUCUCGGUACUGCCGCAAAGCAACAUACACAAGGGCCUUCAGUAGAGCCUCAUUCUCCAGUGCAUAUUCCACUUCCGCCCAUGUCGAUACCCACCUAUCUCCAGCUUGAAUUAUCCUCAUCACGCCCGUCACCAUUGUACAUUUAUCGCGCAGCGAAUAGCGAGUAUCCUUAUGAGUCUUCUAAGAUCAAGUUCGAACGUCUAUUGAAUUUUCUUUUGUUGCCACCUCAGCUGGAGCAAGUCCUUUAUUUUGGCUCAUUAGCGUGCCUGGAUGCAUGGCUGUAUACAUUUACCAUCCUACCUCUUCGUUUUUUCAAAGCGCUCAUUGUCUUGAUCUCCUGGUGGGGUGAAGUCCUUGCUAGGGAGACCAAGUUUAUCUUAGGGUUUAUUUAUCAUGGCGCUGGCCGCUUCUGGCAUCGUCAACGCGAAGGCCGAGACAAGACAGACUCCUCAGACCGAUCUAGAAGCACGUCGAGGGUACGGCCACCUAUUUCAACGACAAGUUCAUAUCAGAGUCGUCCCGGGAGACCCUCCGAACAUGUCAAUGGUAAUGGCGCCCGUGAAGCAUCGAAAACUGAACAUGAACGGCGGCACCAAUCAAGGCAAGGGUGGGGACGCAGACAUCGAAGAACGCAAUCCGUGCCAUCGUCUCUGUCUUCUCACCAUAAAGCCGAUCUUCUCCAAGGUGCUGUAAUCAUAUUCAGUUGUAUCAUUUUAUUGAAAUUCGAUGCAAGUAGAAUGUAUCAUAGCAUUCGAGGUCAAGCAGCUAUCAAGCUCUACGUUAUUUAUAAUGUUUUGGAGGUCUUCGACAAGUUAUUUUCCGCCCUUGGACAAGACAUAUUCGAGUGCCUUUUUUCAGAUGAGACGCUCGAAAGAGACCUCGAUGGCCGCAGUAAAAUACUGCGGCCAUUGGGGAUGUUUAUACUGGCACUGAUCUACAACGUCGUCCACUCCGCCGCCCUAUUUUAUCAAGUUAUCACAUUAAACGUGGCAGUCAAUUCAUAUUCCAACGCUCUGUUGACACUUCUCAUGUCGAAUCAAUUCGUUGAGAUUAAGUCAACAGUGUUCAAGAUGUUCCAGAAGGACAAUAUUUUUCAGAUGACCUGCGCUGACAUUGUUGAACGCUUCCAGCUCUGGCUGAUGCUGACUAUCAUUGCCCUAAGGAAUAUAGUCGAGGUUGGCGGAUUAAGCAUCCUAGGUGGCGAGGGAGCUGCUGCAGACGUCGUCAAAGAAGCAGUUUCGCCCCUUAGAUCCAACUCAAUACUGCCAAACAGUUUCACAAUACUUCCUAGUUGGACGGGGGAGGUGCUUUCACCAUUCUUGUUAGUUCUUGGCAGCGAAAUGCUGGUCGAUUGGAUAAAGCACGCCUACAUCAGCAAAUUCAAUAGAAUCCAGCCAGCGGUUUAUCAGAAAUACCUUGACGUUCUUGCCAAGGACUACUAUACCAAUGCUUUCGUCAACCAAAAUCUCAUGAAACGACUGGGCCUGCCGGUUAUCCCUUUGUCGUGCCUGUUUAUUCGCUCUUCCGUCCAAACAUACCACAUGUUCCUCGCUACUCAUCUUCCACCACCCUUGCCUUCGACAGCUACGGCUUUGUCAGUGGAUGCUGCUACAUCAUCUCCGGUGACCACAGCUGCGCUUGAGCAUUUCGAUAACAUCAUUCGCAAAGCUCUCGGCCGUUCAACUUUCGGCAUCUCCGACCCCACAGCUUCAAGCCGGUGGUAUCUUCCAAGCGCAGACGAUGCUAUCGCAGCGUUAACGAUGUUAAUCUUCUUCCUUGGCGCCUUCCUGGUGCUCCUAGCGUGCAAAUUGGUCCUUGGCAUGGUUCUCUUGAAAUUCGCGCGGAACAGGUAUCGAACUAUGAAGAAGCGAGAGAAUGAGAAUUACAAUUUGGAGGGUAAGCGACUCGGGAGCUGGGGAAUGGUUGAGAUGGAGGAUGAGAAACGACGCCAUAUCUUCGAAGAUGAUCUAGAGACGUUAAAGAAAUUAAAAGAGAAGGAGAGAUUGGGCAAGGAGAAAGCAGCUGUUGCGCAGGAUUUUUCGAAGAUCAGUCGGUAUGAAAUGUCUGCAAAGAGAAUAUGGUAG